ACAAGGACUUGCCCUUGGACUUUCUGUGGGUGCCCCAGCCACCCUGGUCAGGGCCCCGGGAGCGUGGCCUCACCAUACACUCCCCUGCCUCCCUCUCGGGGCUCCCCAAGGCUGGGGAACCAACGACCUGGAUCAGGGCGGGCGUGGGCUGCCGUCUGCACGCAGCCCCUUCUCUGGGGCCCCCUUGAGCCCCAGUCACAGCAGUGAGGGAGCGGGAGAGAGAGGACCGCAGACCCAACCGCCGGCACUCCAGGGAAAAAGGGCAUCGCCUCCUUUGGUGAAAGACACUCCCUGCUGAUGGAGGAUGGGAAAUCCCUUCCUCCUGCCGCAGCCCAGCUGGCCUGCAGCGGGCCCGCUAGCAUAGUGUGGAUCCUGUAGGCUGUCGCAGCUGCCGUCGCCCCAGAAAGAAAGCGCCCCAGAGCCAAAGCUCCAAGAGCCGCCGUCACCGGGAGGUUCAGAGCCGGCGUGAGGCUGCCGGGGAAGCAGCUGGCUCGCGGUGACAGUGACAGCACAGAGCAGACGAGACCGAGUGGAUUCGCUUUGCCCUCGGCCGCGGAGAGGCGCAGCUCUCAGCCUGCAUGCUCUUCAGCCUCGAAAGCACCACAACCAGCAACUGCUGAGCCAUGGCUGAAGGCGAAAUCACAACCUUCACGGCCCUGACCGAGAAGUUUAAUCUGCCUCCAGGAAAUUACAAGAAGCCCAAGCUCCUCUACUGCAGCAAUGGGGGCCAUUUCCUCAGGAUCCUUCCAGAUGGCACAGUGGAUGGGACCAGGGACAGGAGCGACCAGCACAUUCAGCUGCAGCUCAGUGCGGAAAGCGUGGGGGAGGUGUAUAUAAAGAGUACGGAGACCGGCCAGUACUUGGCCAUGGACACCAGCGGGCUUUUGUACGGCUCACAGACACCCAGUGAGGAGUGUUUGUUCCUGGAGAGGCUGGAGGAAAACCAUUACAAUACCUACACAUCCAAGAAGCACGCAGAGAAGAACUGGUUCGUUGGCCUCAAGAAGAAUGGAAGCUGCAAACGUGGUCCUCGGACUCACUAUGGCCAGAAAGCCAUCCUGUUUCUCCCCCUGCCAGUAUCCUCGGAUUAAAGAAAUGACCUGGGUGCUGACCACGCUGGAGGAGCCUGAGGGGUCUGCACCCGGGUGACCCCAGAUGAUGCCCUUGACCAUUGGCUGCGCUAAGCCCUGGCCCACAGAGCCUGAAUUUGUAACUCGCUUCUAAAUGCCCAGCUCAUCUUUUUUUUGGUAGAGCCCUUCACCCUGGCACAGUUUGGAACAGAGGGACCAAAUGGCUUUUAGGGGCCUACUGGCUGGCCAGUCGGGUCUGGUUUGGAAAUCCAGCUGCCUCUGGGCAUUCGCUGCCAGCUGCGGCUCUCAACAUAAAGGUGGGGCCGAGUGAAAUGUGAGCUGGGGGUCGCCAAGUGGGUGAGGAGGUAACUGCCUACAAUUCCCUCCUCAGAGUAAACCCCACCCGAGGGUCCCCCAGAUGUCUGGCGUGACUCCAUGUCAUCCUUUCAAUACUGAGAAGCUGAGCAGAGAAGCCUGUGGCAGCAUUAGAGGAGGGCAGCUUUCCAUGGGUGGAAACAGGAAUGAUGAAAUCCCCUCUCAGGAACAGAAGGGAUUAACAAGGCAAGGCUGGGUUCUAGUGGAUGCCUUAGAAGAACAGGAUCUCAAUGCCCAAUAAACGACCUGGGCGGCUCAGGCACCAGAGCUGAGAAGGAGGGGGCUCAGGCAUAGGAGUGCGGAAGGAAGGCACGGCCUUGGGAGUUGAUGUGAUCCCCAAGGCUAUUCAGCAGCAGGAAGCCCCUGGAGGAGGUCAGGUGCAGAGCAGAAGUGCGUUCUUGACCAAAGAUUUGGCGAAUUCACUCGGGCUGGGGGAGGGGGUGUGUGAGGGCUAAGAAGGAAGGGGAAAUGAGCUAAGAGGAUGAUUCUAGAAGUGCGAGGCAAAGAGAAAGGGCUGCCAUGACCAGCGCCUGACCACCAGGAGGCAGAGACUUUUGGGACCGGGGCAGUGUGCAGACAUCUCCUUUGACUGCAGAUUCUGGUUCAGUGGGUCUGGGCGGGGUUUUUUCCCCUAUUUCUAAUAAGCUCCCUCCCAGGCGCUGGAGAUGCUGCCUCCCCACCCCCACCCUAUGUAAACCACAAGGUCUCCAGGUGUUAAAAUGAAAGGGGCUCAAACACCAACUAUCCCCAGCCACACCCUUCAAUACCCCUCUAAUCCUCCCGCACUCCGGGAUGGCAGCAUCAGCAGUUCUGCCUGUGUCCUGUGUUGGGAGCAUGGCUUUAAGGCGCUUUGGCCCAAUGCCUAUACAAUGCCCAUUGAGAAGAUACACAAAAGCAUCCUUCGAAAAUGUUAAACCCUUGCAAACAGCUUUUCCCAAGAGGCCAUUUGAGUUCCGGUGACUUUGCAUAAACACGCUUCCUGCUUAAGUAAACCUGACCCGAGUGGCUAGCUACUUAGAAACAUUGUUCAUCUCUGACAUGAUACUGUUGCCAUGCGAGGACAUUUAAUAAGCCAUUUAAAUUUACUGUGAGCCUGUACAUUUUCGUCACAUUUAAAAGUAGGUAGCUCAAAGGCAGUUCAGAGAGCAUUCAGUCACUGAGAAUGAUAAUAAUGUAUAAUAAGCUCAAUUAUCUACUCCUUAGACUACAUUUGCCUAUGAAAGGAGAUUUUUCUGUUUUCCACUGUGCUGUUAACAAUUACCCCUUGAAAACGGGGACUCUUAAGCAAUGACGUAAUUGUAGAUUAGAAGUGAUAAGAGGGUUAGCUCGUGUUUUAUAAGGAAGCCAUUGUUAAUUGAAAGGUAAUUUCUCAGUCACUGAGCUGUAUUUCGGAAGGAAGGAGAACACCAACGUGUUGAAGUGACAGCGCAGGUGCGGAACUGAACUAACACCAACGAUACCACUCUGCAUUUGUACCGCCAAACAUGGCAUAACUUUUUUGGGUUUUGUAGCUUGGAUAAGCUUUAUUUGGGUAAAUCUUUGUAGGCAAGGUGGGGCUAGUGCGAUGUGGCUCGACAUCUCUUUGCUAUGAAGAUUUGGCCAGGAAAAGGUACCCAGAGAGGAAAUACAAGAUAUUUAUAAAGGCUCAUGAUUUUUAGUGUAUGAAUCAAAUUCAAGGAUGACAUUGGCCAACAAAAAUGAAAUACUGUGGCUAACAGCGAGCUGGAAGUCUGUGAUUGCAGAGACGCAAAGCAUUGAAAGCAAAUAGUCCUGUGACCUUGACCACCUUGGCCCAGUCGCUGUUCGUGUGUUUGGUUCAGGAAUGUGUAGGUGCCAAUGGUGUGCCAGGCACCAUGCUGGGUACUAGGGCCCUUGGGAACCUUGUCUGUCUGGUUUGCUGCUGUCUUCUCUCCCAGGGCAUCAUAUUUAUGACGAAAGAUGCUGGGGAUUCAUUUCUUUCAGUCAAGUAAGAACAGAGAUGUCGGAGGUUCCUGCUGAAUGAGCAGCAAGUCCCAGAAUCCAGAGUUUUUGGAAGAAUUAGCAACCCCCAGCCUAAGAUAAUCCCCCUACUGAAGUUUCAGAGGACACGGAAAAGGUAAACCUAACAUUCCAACUGCAGAACCAUGUCAGGUCAGGGUAACCGCUUUCAAAUCAGAAAAAAGGGCUGUUCGGUCUUUGUCAGAAGAAGGGGGUGGCAGCUCCCUGCUCCGUUUGGAACAUACUCUCAUUCCUUCCUUCAACACGGAGCCGUCCCGUGGCUUUCUCUCUCCCUGAGUAUGUCCUGGAGCCAUCUGCCUGUCAGAUGCCUCUCAUGUGGAUUCAUGUCCAGGCCAGCUGUUAUGAGUUGCCUGACAUUCUGUACAAAGCAUCAGGAGCGUAUAUGCUUUUGAUUGUUUUCAAUGGGAAGGAGGAGAUGGCAGGAAUCUGUUUCCUUGGAAGGGGGGAUAGGUAACGCCUCCUCAGGCCAACCUUGUGUACUUAACAGACUGGAGCAUCUCGUGGUACUGAAGACCAGGGUCCUUGUUUUGCAUUGGAGGAGACGGAGCCCAGGUCCUCAGACUUGGAGAACGAGCUGUUCAACCUCCUGAGCUCCUGGGCUGCAAAGCAGACCUCUGAAGAAGAUGACUGUCAUUUUAUAUCACUGUUUUUUGCACCUUAAAAAUAUUAAUAAAUGUUCCACUUACAGGUGA
This is a messenger RNA of Phacochoerus africanus (Common warthog), 4135 nucleotides long. RefSeq names its product fibroblast growth factor 1 (gene FGF1). The coding region runs from base 624 to 1091 and encodes 155 amino acids. Gene Ontology annotation, cellular component: cytoplasm. NCBI's taxonomy places the organism in Eukaryota, Metazoa, Chordata, Mammalia, Artiodactyla, Suidae. The record is from RefSeq and is a predicted model, not a curated record. The transcript is spliced from 5 exons. Gene Ontology annotation, molecular function: growth factor activity; fibroblast growth factor receptor binding. Gene Ontology annotation, biological process: positive regulation of protein phosphorylation; cell differentiation; positive regulation of cell population proliferation.